Molecule: messenger RNA, 2719 nt
Organism: Gymnogyps californianus (California condor)
Lineage: Eukaryota; Metazoa; Chordata; Aves; Accipitriformes; Cathartidae
Gene: RXFP1
Product: relaxin family peptide receptor 1
Exons: 18
Coding region: 1-2316 (771 amino acids)
Biological process (GO): G protein-coupled receptor signaling pathway
Cellular component (GO): membrane
Molecular function (GO): G protein-coupled receptor activity; protein binding
Source: RefSeq, a predicted model, not a curated record
AUGUGUCUGCAGAUGUGGAUAAUGGGAGCUGCUGUAGUACAGAGAACUGAGGAACAGAGGACAGUCAUCCGUGACUCUUUGGAAGAUCAUGUUUCUGGAGUUGCGGUCAGGUGCCCCCUGGGCUACUUUCCGUGUGGCAAUAUCACAAAGUGUUUGCCCCAAAAACUUCACUGUAACGGUGAGGAUGACUGCGGGAAUCGGGCCGACGAAGACAACUGUGAAGACAACAAUGGAUGGUCUCUGCAAUUUGAUAAACAUUAUACAAAGGACAAAUACAAUAAACUGGAAUCUCUGCAUGCACUUCAGACAAAGUCACCCGAGUGCUUGGCUGGUGCUGUGCCAGCAGAGUGUACCUGCCAAGGGCUGGAGAUCAUCUGCGAUGCUGCCAAACUGCAUGCUGUUCCAUCAGUCUCUUCAAACAUAACCAUAAUGUCUCUUCAGAGGAAUCUGCUAAGGAAACUUUCUGCUGAUAUUUUCAAGAAAUACCAAGACCUUAAAAAUCUGUAUCUUCAGAAUAAUAAAAUCAGAGCCGUAUCUGAACGUGCUUUCAAAGGUUUAUACAACUUGACAAAACUAUACCUCAGUAACAACAAGAUAACCAGUUUGAAGCCUGGUGUCUUUGAAGAUCUCCACAGACUUGAAUGGCUGGUAAUUGAAAAUAAUAGGAUAAAUCGGAUCUCUCCAUUAACAUUUUAUGGACUCAAAUCACUUAUUCUCCUAGCGCUGAGGAAUAAUUCUCUUGGUCAUUUGCCUGAUAAACCUCUAUGCCAAUAUAUGCCAAGACUAAACUGGCUAGACCUUGAAGGCAACCAUAUCCAUCAUGUAAGAAAUGUCACUUUCAUCUCCUGCAACACUCUCACUGUACUGGUAAUGAGACAAAAUAAAAUCAGCUCUUUAAAUGAAAACAGCUUUUCUUCUCUCCAGAUGUUAGAUGAAUUAGAUUUGGCUAGCAACAAGAUUGAAUCUCUUCCUCCAUAUAUAUUUAAGGAUCUAAAGGAGCUUUCACAACUGAACCUUUCCUACAACCCCAUCAAGAAAAUACAAACAGAGCAGUUUGAUUUUCUAAUUAAACUCAAAUCCCUCAGCUUGGAGGGCAUUGAAAUUGCAAACAUCCAGAGAAGAAUGUUCAGACCUCUGAGAAACCUUUCCCACAUAUAUUUUAAGAAAUUCCAGUACUGUGGAUAUGCCCCUCAUGUGCGCAGCUGUAAGCCCAAUACUGAUGGGAUUUCAUCCCUUGAGAAUCUUUUAGCCAGCAUCAUACAGAGAGUGUUUGUCUGGGUUGUAUCUGCCAUCACCUGCUUUGGAAAUAUUUUUGUUAUCUGCAUGAGGCCUUAUAUCAGAUCGGAGAAUAAGCUCCACGCCAUCUCAAUAAUGUCUCUCUGCUGUGCUGACUGUCUGAUGGGAAUAUAUUUAUUUGUGAUUGGAGCUUUUGAUCUUAAAUAUCGCGGAGAAUACAACAAGCACGCUCAGUUGUGGAUGGACAGUAUUCAUUGUCAAUUGGUGGGAUCGCUGGCUAUUCUGUCUACAGAGGUGUCAGUCUUACUGUUGACUUACCUGACUUUGGAAAAAUACAUCUGCAUAGUUUAUCCUUUUAGGUGUUUGAAGCCCAGAAAAUGCAGGACAAUUUCCAUUUUGGUUCUUAUCUGGAUAAUCGGGUUUGCUGUUGCUUUUAUCCCACUGAGCAAUAAGGAAUUUUUCAGGAACUACUAUGGCACCAACGGCGUCUGUUUUCCUCUUCACUCAGAACAAUCAGAAAGUUCAGGAAGUCAGAUUUAUUCUGUUGUCAUUUUUUUAGGUGUAAACUUGGCAGCUUUUAUCAUCAUUGUGUUUUCCUACGGGAGUAUGUUCUACAGUGUUCACCAAACAGCUAUUACGGCUACUGAAAUUCGGAAUCAUGUUAAAAAAGAGAUGAUCCUUGCUAAACGUUUUUUCUUCAUUGUAUUUACUGAUGCACUAUGUUGGAUCCCCAUUUUUAUUUUGAAACUCCUUUCUUUACUUCAAGUAGAAAUACCAGGUACCAUAACUUCUUGGGUGGUGAUUUUUAUACUGCCAAUAAAUAGUGCUUUGAAUCCUCUUCUCUACACUUUGACUACACGACCUUUCAAAGAAAUGAUUCAUCAGGUUUGGUAUAAUUACAGACAAAGAAGAUCCAAAAGAGGUAAAGGCAGUCAGAAAACAUACGGUCCAUCAUUCAUUUGGGUAGAGAUGUGGCCAACGCACGAAAUCACGCCAAAGGUAACGAAGCCUGUGCUUUGUACAGACUCCUCUGACGCUUCCGUGACUACACAGUCAACAAGACUAAAUUCAUACAUGUAAAUCCAUUUUGAAUCUUCACGGUGACGUCUGCACUGUCAGCUUCACAUCUGUGGGCUUACCGCUUUACAGCAAUGAGGCAAAAUGAGGGAGGUAUGGCACCCGGGCUCAGGUGAACCAAAGCAGGAAGAAGAGGGAGCAGUGUGUCUGUUUGCAGGUAGAACUGACACAACAAUAAUUUCACCAUCUCACAACGGUACCUGACAUUUUGACAACUCAUCCUAGAUCAGAAUGAGAAGUCAGUUGUUUGGUUUUUUUCCUCCCAGAAGCCAGGAGUGUGGGGAAAAAAAACAAACUGCCAUUUAAAACAUCUCACCCUGAAAGCAGAAUGUUUCAAAAUCACCUAUCUUUGGGGGGAAAAAAGGGUUAUUUUGAUUAAGCUUUUUUUUAAAUUCUCCAUUUCAAC